Molecule: messenger RNA, 4209 nt
Organism: Oncorhynchus nerka (sockeye salmon)
Lineage: Eukaryota; Metazoa; Chordata; Actinopteri; Salmoniformes; Salmonidae
Product: trichohyalin-like
Exons: 5
Coding region: 315-2444 (709 amino acids)
Molecular function (GO): GTP binding
Source: RefSeq, a predicted model, not a curated record
UUAAAAAAAUAUGUACUGCCAUUGUAGGAAGGUUGGCAAUACGAGAGGUCUUCAGACGGACCUUUUUUGCAUUAUUUUCCUCGAAAGAACAACUAUUUGGUUUUUAGUGCUUCUCCCCUAUUUGGAAAGUUGGUCCGCCUGCUCUUCAGUCUGAGAGAGAUAUUCUGAGAGCAGACAAUUGUACAUGACGCAUUUUCAUUGUAACCUAUAAGUAUGGACAUUUUCAAGAGGACAAAGUCGCCCAACAUGACCAACAACUUCAAGUGACUAUCUGUAAUAUGGUGCAUCCCUGGUGAUGUGCAGAGGGAGAUGAUAUGGCACAGGCUCCCUUAUCUGAUCCUGAUUGUCUUAUAGAAAUUGUGCUGGUUGGGAAAGUUGGAUGUGGGAAGAGUGCUUCAGGAAACACCAUCCUACGCAGGGAGGAGUUCAAAUCAUCAUGUAGUUUCUCAACUGUGACAAAAACUUGUGAGAGGAAGACAGAAGUUGUUUGUGGGAGGAAGAUAGCUCUCGUGGACACUCCUGGACUAGACUGUGCUGAGGUGUCCAGUAACGAACUGUUUCUAUCCUUAAAGAACAAAACAUACAAAGUCGUCAAUAUCUUCCUACUGGUGAUCCAGCUGGGCAGGUUCACAGAGGAACAGAAUGCAGCUGUACAAAAGAUGGAGGACAUAUUUGGUGAGGAGGUGAGAAAGUUCACCAUGAUACUCUUCACACAUGGAGACAUGUUGAAACGUACAUCGAUAAAAGACUAUAUCCAAAAAGCAGGUGAACCACUGGGGCAAGUUGUUCGGAGAUAUGGUCAGAGAUACCAUGUGUUCAACAAUGAGUCUGGUCCUCCAAGCCAGGUGACAGAACUGUUUGAGAAGAUCAACAGAAUGCAGACUGUGGUACAUAACAGAUCGUACUACUUUGUUUCAUCCGGAGCAACAAAGCGUGAGUUGUUAUUGUACAUCUCAAUGAAGACGGGGCUGAGCUUUUGGAUUGUCGAGAAAGAAUUGGACCGGGGAAUACUUAUCUUAACCGACGGUUUUACAUAUCUAUCAGUAAUGGAGGACAUUAUGGAAUAUGAUGUAAAACGAGUGGAGGAUAUGAAAAUACUUGAGGAGGAGAGAAAAAGACUUGAGGAGGAGAGACAAGAAUUUAUGGGGAUGGAAAUAAUGUUUAAGAUGACGAGGAUCGAUGGACCUCUGUGGAGAAACAGACAUGUGGAGGAGCAAGAAAGACUUGAGGAGGAGAGAGAAAGACUUGAGGAGGAGAGAAAAAGACUUGAGAUGGAAAUAUUUGAGGAGCUGUGGAGCUGGAGAUAUGUGGUAAGAAACAGAAGUGAGGAGGAGAUAAAAAGACUUGAGCAGAGAGAAAGAUGUGAGGAGGAGAGAGAAAGACGUAAGGAGGAGAGCGAAAGACGUGAGAAGGAGAGCGAAAGACGGGAGGAAGAGAGAGAAAGACGGGAGGAGGAGAGAAAAAGACUUGUGGAGAGAGAAAGACAGGAGGAGGAAGGAGAAAGACGUGAGGAAGAGAGAAAACGAGGUGGGGAAGAGAGAAAACGACGUGAGGAGGAGAGAAAAAUACUUUUGGAGAGAGAAAGACAUGAGGAGGAGAGAGAAAGUCAUGAGGAGGAGAGAGAAAGACGUGAGGAGGAGAGAGAAAGACGUGAGGAGGAGAGAGAAAGACGUGAGGAGGAGAGAGAAAGACGUGAGGAGGAGAGAGAAAGACGUGAGGAGAGACAAGGCCGUGAGGAGAGAGAAAGAUGUGAGGAGGAGAGAGAAGGACGUGAGGAGAGAGAAAGACAUGAGGAGGAGAGAAAAAGACGUGAGGAGGAGAGAAAAAGACGUGAGGAGGAGAGAAAAAGACGUGAGGAGGAAAGAGAAAGACGUGAGGAGGAGAGAGAAAGACGUGAGGAGGAGAGAGAAAGACGUGAGGAGGAGAUAAAAAGACGUGAGGAGGAAAGAGAAAGACGUGAGGAGGAGAGAGAAAGACGUGAGGAGGAGAGAGAAAGACGUGAGGAGGAGAGAGAAAGACGUGAGGAGAAGAGAAAAAUACGUGAGGAGGAGAGAGAAAGCUGUGCGGAGAGGGUAAAAACAUUUGAGCUGUGGCGCUGUAGAUGUGAGGAGAAGAGAAAAAUACGUGAGGAGAAGAGAAAAAUACGUGAGGAGAAGAGAAAAAUAAGUGGGGAGGAGAGAAAAAUACAUGAGGAGGAGAGAAAAAUACAUGAGGAGAGAAAAAGACGUGAGGAGGAGAGAAAAAUACAUGAGAGAAAAAGACGUGAGGAGAGAAAAAUACGUGAGGAGGAAAGAAAAAUACAUGAGGAGGAGAGAAACAUACAUGAGAGAAAAAGACGUGAGGAGAGAAAAAGACGUGAGGAGGAGAGAAAAAUACAUGAGAGAAAAAGACGUGAGGAGAGAAAAAGACGUGAGGAGGAAAAAAAAUAUUUCUUGUGGAGUUAAUUUCUGUAUAAUCAAAUGAGGAGAGACAAACUUAUCACACAUGUCAGUUUUACUUAAACCAAAUCUUUAGUAGUGAGAGCUUUGGAAUAGCAAUGGCUUGUCAACUAAUCACCACCAUCUCUGAUGAUCCGUUGAGAGCCACAACACAAAGGCUACUGAUAUCUUUUAUACAAGAGAUCCACCCCCCAGUCUACAUAACAAACCACAAAUGUUCAGAACCGGUCACAAGGUGAGACUUUUUAAAUGAGAAAGAAGUAUCCCGUAGCCAGAUAGCAUUCGCUAUAAAUCAUCGUUCAGUUCGGCCCCUAAGACGAGGUUCAGAUCUCGUUCCUGGUACUUCAUAGCACAAAAACACCAACUCAUCCAAUGGCAUAAAUCAAAUUGUCAACUCCAGACACUCCCAUCUCAAUAAAACCCCUUCUUGACCAGACUCCUGGACAAGCUCACUGAGGAGAGUGAGCCUCUAGGUCAUACACUAUCCCAGGAUAAUUACAACAUCAGAGAUGACAUACAAUGGUUCCAGACACUACCACACACAUCACAGUGAGGGGAGUGAGCCUCUAGGUCACACACUAUCCCAGGAUAAUUACAACAUCAGAGAUGACAUACAAUGGUUCCAGAGACUACCACAAACAUCCCCCAAAGUCAAAGGAGGGAGUGACUUGCACAGACAAGUCAUUGGUUCCCCAUUAAUCACGCCAUCCCUUCACAUGGUUUAUAAUAGGUAAAGACACAUCCACAUAUGAAGACAAUGUUCCCUCCUGUCCUCUUCUCUUUCUGAUAUUCUGCAUAGCACCAGGGACAUGUGAAAGACAAGCCUGACUUCUCCCCUCUCUGGAUCCCAGGUGACUGAGCCCCAACUGAGGGAGGAAAUGCAACUGCCAACACCAGAGUCUGAAGGGAUACAUUCUAAUAACAAGAAUAUCAUGCAAGCAUAUUAUGCUGUUGAGACAUCUUAAUUAUCUAUGUUAAACAACUUAAUUCUGAUUAUUCUGCCACAGUCUGCACAUUCAUGUAUGAUUAUUGGGAGCAGGAGCAACAAGCUCCAUUUUUAGGACUUGUAAUGACAGUAGAAAGUGGAGCAGCAGCUGCAACUAGAGUAGGAACUGCAAAAAGCAAAGAACACAAAUUGCAGUGGACAGAGUAAAAGGUAUCAGCACUGUUGAUUCUGCAGUUUCCUAAGGAAAAUUCAGAUGGAAUUGACAUUUUAAUGGAUGUUAAAAUUAUUGAAGCACCAAUCACCCUUUGUGGAAGGGACAUAAUCACAAUAUUUGAUGUAUUGCUGGUUUGUUAUGAUAAAACUUGUUUCAUAUAUUGUAUGUCUGUCCAGAUAUGUACAAGUUGUCAGCAUACAUUAUAUUAUGCAAUGUUUGUCAGAAAAAAAAAAAAUUCAGUAUUGUUCACGGAGAAAAAAGGAAACUGUAAGGCAGAUUGAUUCUGCCCAAACACAUGGUGUUAAAAGUAAUAAAUUGUGUAGUGUUGCUAAAAAUGAAGCACAAAAGAUGACCAAAUUAAAAAAAAAUUGCUAUGCGUUUUGUAAAAUGCCAUGUUGUUUGAAGACUGUCAACACCCGUUCAUGGAUUUCUUCACAUUUUAUGUUACAAAGUGGAGUUAAAAGGAUUUAAUUUACAUUUUUUGGUCAACAAUUUACACAAAAUACUCUGUCCAAGUGUAAAAAAUAAAAAUACAUUCAUGAAAAAUCUAAUACUGACAUACCUUGAUUAGAUAAGUAUCACCCCCUGUGUCAAUACACGUUAAACACCUU